AUGAGGUCAUCUAUGCUGGUCCUGUUGCUUUUCUUCAGUGCCCAGGCCGCGGCCGCCGUCAAGGAGGACUCGGGCGGCGUCCCCACCGCACACCAGGAGGCUCCGGGCGACUCCGUCCCAAGAGUGGACCCUAAGAUCUUCAACAAGCGGCGCAGGCUCUCCCCCAGGGUGCUCUUCAGCGUCCAGCCCCCCGACGCCGAACCCGCGGGGCGUAGAAGCCGAAGGCGAGCGGGCCAGCCUCAGGGCCGAGGCGUGUACUCUGUGUGCGAGAGCGUCAGCAUGUGGGUGGGCAACAAGACCAAAGCCACGGACAUCUCGGGGAAUGAGGUGACGGUUCUGCCGGAUGUCAACAUCAACAAUGUCAACAAGAAGCAGUACUUCUUCGAGACCACGUGUCACAGCUCGCAGGCAAGGGACUCAGGGUGCCUGGGCAUCGACGGCCGCCACUGGAACUCUCACUGCACCAACUCGCACACCUUCGUCCGCGCCUUGACCUCCUUCAAGAAGCUGGUGGCCUGGAGGCUCAUCCGCAUCAACGUGGCCUGCGUGUGCGUGCUCAGCCGCAAGUCAUGGCGUCAGUGA
Molecule: messenger RNA, 582 nt
Organism: Nerophis lumbriciformis (worm pipefish)
Lineage: Eukaryota; Metazoa; Chordata; Actinopteri; Syngnathiformes; Syngnathidae
Gene: ngfb
Product: nerve growth factor b (beta polypeptide)
Biological process (GO): nerve development; nerve growth factor signaling pathway; positive regulation of peptidyl-serine phosphorylation
Cellular component (GO): synaptic vesicle; axon; dendrite
Molecular function (GO): growth factor activity; nerve growth factor receptor binding
Source: RefSeq, a predicted model, not a curated record